AUGUCGAAUAGAAGCGUUUUGAGAAAUAUCGUUUUGGCUGACUUAAGUAGGAAUUUCAAUAUAUCUGAUGGGUUUAAAUAUGGUGCUGAUUUUAUAGUGUACAAAGGGGAUAUCAACACAGAGCAUGGAUUUGCAUUGGUUUUCAUAAAAGCAGAAAACGCAAAAUUAAGUGAUAAAGAAAAAACGAUAAUUUGUAGGAUAUGCGAAGGUGUUAAAAAAAAGGGAAUAAUUGCAUAUGUCAAUGAAGAAGCCAAGAAUAUUAAAUACGAAGAAAUUUUUAGACAAAUAGAAUAA
This is a messenger RNA of Plasmodium gonderi, 294 nucleotides long. Its product is annotated as tRNA intron endonuclease. Bases 1 to 294 code for a protein of 97 amino acids. The transcript is spliced from 3 exons. NCBI's taxonomy places the organism in Eukaryota, Apicomplexa, Aconoidasida, Haemosporida, Plasmodiidae. The record is from RefSeq and is a predicted model, not a curated record. Gene Ontology annotation, molecular function: tRNA-intron lyase activity; nucleic acid binding. Gene Ontology annotation, biological process: tRNA splicing, via endonucleolytic cleavage and ligation; tRNA-type intron splice site recognition and cleavage.